This is a messenger RNA of Suricata suricatta (meerkat), 2844 nucleotides long. It is a transcript of the gene MEIOSIN, whose product is annotated as basic helix-loop-helix and HMG-box containing 1. Gene Ontology annotation, molecular function: protein dimerization activity. The record is from RefSeq and is a predicted model, not a curated record. Lineage: Eukaryota; Metazoa; Chordata; Mammalia; Carnivora; Herpestidae. The transcript is spliced from 14 exons. The coding region runs from base 1 to 2016 and encodes 671 amino acids.
AUGCGCACGGUAGGGGAGCGGACCCGCCCCCUCACUCCUCUCCGGACGUCGGACGUCGCGCGGCUGGCGCGCAACUCGUUCCCCUCCGCCCCUUUGUUGACAGACGCGCGCGUGACGCCCCCAGCCAAUGAGCGGCUGCCGUUCGGGGCCAUGGCACAUUCCAGUAGACACCAGAGUUCCCCCGAACGGCCCAAAAGCAGCCGCCUGGGUCCAAGUGAGAGAUGGCGAACACUGACCCCACGGGUUUGGGGGUCGGGGGCCAAUUUCUAUUUGGGCUGUCCUAACCCAAACCGGCUCUUGGCCCAAAACAGGAAGCAAAGGAAAAACCACACCAGCAAGCUGCAGGAGUUGGCCUUGCUGCUGCCCGUGGCCCUGAAGACGAGCACCAAGAAGCUCACCAAGAAGGAGAUUCUGCUGCAUGUCCUGCACUACAUUCAGUACCUCCAGAGAAACAUCGAUAUGGCCAAGGCCUUGCUCAAAUGCCACACCGCCAACGGGGAAGGUGGACUUGGGGGGCUGGGUCGGAAACGGGCCAAGGGCCCUGCAAGGCUCAGACACUCCACCCCUUCGCGCUCCCCGCACUGGAGGAAGUCCCAUCUUCAGGGAGCCUGCCGCAAGCCUCAGAAGAAGAAACGGACUGGAUCGUCAGAACACCAGACCCGGGCCCAGAAGCCUCGCCGCUGCCUGGCCCUGGACGAGCCCGAGAAGUGGGCGACCCCAUCCCCAGACCGGCAAGGAAGAGAUGUGGGGAGGACCACCACCCCUGCAAGAUGCACCACCUCCUGCAGUCACCCCGAAGUGGCAUCAGCCACACCUCAAGACAACGCAAAGGGAGGGAAAGCCCGGCUGACGCUGUUGGACGUGGCUGAGAGCAGCGUCUGCUGUGACAUCUCAGGCUGCUGUUGCAGAGACAGUGCCCAGGGUAAAGGGCCCUACCUUGCCUUCAAGGCCCAGCAAGGGGCUGAGGGGAUCCACUUUCUCAACAGGACACAGCCCUGUCCCAGGCAGAAGAUGGUGUUCUACGAUUCCGGUGAGGAGGCGGACAAGGAGUCCCCAGAUGCUGACCGUUGGCUUCCUGCCUGGACCCCAGAGGGCAGCUCCCAUGGGAGCUCGCUGGCCUUGGGGCCUUCCCAGAUUAACAACUGGGCGACGACAGGCCACCCGAGUGAGAUCCUGGGGCUCAGCCCCUCCCUCUUCAGCUCCCCGGGAAACAUGCUGCCAGAGCAGAUCCUGGAGGAUGGUACUGAUACCGAGUACCUGACCCAAGCUCUCUUUGAAGACGUGCUCCUAGAUGCCGAGUCUUCACCCCCUGAUGACACCCUUGAGCUGCCACAGAACAGGGAGACACCCUCUGAGGCUCCCGAGGGCACCCCCAACUCCCAUGCCCUGAGCGAUUUCUCCAUCUCGCUGCAUUACUGCUCCCGGUCGCUGAGCGAGACCAGCAAGGGGCCGUCCAGCUCCAGCUCCAGCUCUGAGGACACGGACGAAGAGUCGGUGCCGAGGCAGCCGGAGGACACCGAGGCCGACCCCGAGGGCCUGCAGUCCUCCAGCGAUGAAGACAGAGACUACACGUGGACCCCCACCAGGCGGGCCUCCACCCUGCCCCCAGCCAGGAGAAAGGCCAGGAAGGGCCAGGCGGGCAGGGGCCAGGCGAAGCCCAAGGCAGACCAGAAAGCCCCCUGCCCCCCCCAGAUGAAGAAAAAGUGCAUCAACGGCUUCAUCAUGUUCUGCAGGAUGAACCGGAAGCAGUACAUCCGAGCCUGCCCUGGGACCGCAUCCACGGCCGCCACCAAGGACCUGGCCCAGCUGUGGCGGGUGAUGACCCAGCAGGAGCGUGGACCGUACUGUGCCAAAGCACGCAGGUUCAGCCUCCAGCACAACCGGAUCGUGAAGCAGGACAGCUCCAGCAGCGAGGACGAGGACUGGGGGCCCCCCAAGCCCUUCUACCAGCUGCUGGCCGAGAAGGCCCGCGCCUCCCCCCACUGGGCUUCUCUGACGCCCGCUCCCCACGACUGAGGGAGGCCCGGCCUCGCCUCUCCUCCCUCCGUCUCACAGCUCCUGCAGCUGCGGUGUGCUGGUGUGCUGGUGUGCUCUCCGCUCAGGAGCAGGGGCUAAGAGGUUGUCCCCUCCCGGGCCUCCCCCUCCCCGAGCAAGUCCCUUGGCCAGCUCCUGCGCCUGCUGGGAGUGGUGUAUUUAUGGACUCCGAUGCUUUGCGAGCUUGCCUCCUGGUCCUAGGGCGGCCUGAGCUGUGCCUGCCCGCAGUCCACUGCCCGCCCUUCCCUCACCCCCUUUCUAGCGGGGGCAGGGGGGUGUCCGGGGAGCUGCAGGGUAGGAGGAAGGAAGCCAUGAAUGAAAUGCAGCGCCAUGAAGUUUAUGGGGAGGGAUUCGCCCUGCCCUUCCUUGGCCCACCCCAGAAUCCAGUGGAUUCAACCCCCUUCAUUCUUGCCUCACCCCACUACUCCCUCCCCUGUUCUAUUUAUAGCUUAUUUAUUGUUUUCCACAAAAUAAAGUAAGUGGAACCCUUGUUACCAGCGAGAAAGACAAGAGGCUGCUUUACCAGUCCCCCCCCAGCUCCUGCAGGAUCUGGAGGCCCAGGGGCCUGCCCUGCCCACACCUUCCCAGCAGCCACACAAGCUGACCCCUGACCCCCCGCCCUACCAGGGAGCAGCCAUGAGAAAGCCAGAAGCUCAGGUGGGGCUUUUCAGGGUUCAGCUUUUCCUUUGAGCAAGUGAUUUAGAAGGGCACCCACAGCCCCGGAGGUUCUAGUUGUCUGUUAACUUUAUUUUAAUUGAAAUGGAGGCAUAACAUGUCCUAGAAAAAUAAAGAUUUAUGAUACAAACUAGA